Messenger RNA from Cavia porcellus (domestic guinea pig), 2930 nucleotides. It is a transcript of the gene Slc68a1, whose product is annotated as major facilitator superfamily domain containing 13A. NCBI's taxonomy places the organism in Eukaryota, Metazoa, Chordata, Mammalia, Rodentia, Caviidae. The record is from RefSeq and is a predicted model, not a curated record. The transcript is spliced from 9 exons. Bases 292 to 1836 code for a protein of 514 amino acids.
CGUGGAAGCAGUGCACCUCCCGCAGGGCGGACGGCCGGCUGCAGAAGUCGUGGGCCGCAAUUGGUGGCAGCAGCAGCGCACCAGGCAGCAAGGUGUAGACAACGUGCUGCGGCGGUGCCCAGCAGCCCUCCACACUCGGUGCAGACUCUCCCCGUGGGAACGAGUGCUGAAAGGAUUCAGACCACUGGGGUUGGGAGACCAGCUCCUGCUUCCCCAGGGCUGAGGAUGGCGAGGCCGCCUGUCAUCUCCAGCCCUCCUCGGUGCUCCUGGGGCUGAGGAGGGCUGGUUGCCAUGAGGCUGGGCCAGCCCCAGGCCUGGCUGCGGGGCCUGUCCACCGCUGUGGUCUAUGGCUCCCUGGCCCUCUUCACCUCUGUCCUGCACAAUGUGUUCCUCCUUUACUAUGUGGACACCUUUGUCUCGGUGUAUAAGAUCAACAAAACAGCCUUCUGGGUUGGAGAGACAGUGUUUCUCCUCUGGAACAGCCUCAACGAUCCUCUCUUCGGUUGGCUCAGCGACCACCGGUUCCUCAGCUCUCAGCCUCGGUCAGGCGCUGGGUUCUCCUCACGGGCUGUGGUGCUGGCCCGGGUGCAGGCGCUGGGCCGGCAUGGGCCGCUGCUGGCACUCUCAUUCCUGGCAUUCUGGGUGCCCUGGGCCCCCGCUGGCCUGCAGUUCCUGCUGUGCCUGUGCCUCUAUGACGGCUUCCUGACGCUCGUGGACCUGCAGCAUCACGCUUUGCUGGCUGACCUGGCCCUCUCAGCCCACGACCGCACCCACCUCAACUUCUACUGCUCCCUCUUCAGUGCUGCUGGCUCCCUGUCUGUCUUUGCCUCCUAUGCGUUUUGGAACAAGGAGGAUUUCUCUUUCUUCCGCACCUUCUGUGUGGCACUGGCUGUUGGCUCUGCGCUGGGCUUUCUGGGGGCCACACAACUGCUGAGGCAGCGGGUUGAGGAAGCCAGAAGGGACACAGGGUGCUCAGCCCUGGCCGGGGAUGGCGGAGAGGAGCUGCUAUUUGGUGGUGAAGAAGCAGGCAGUGUCACCUUGGGCCAGUACCUCCGGCAGCUGGUACGCCACCAAAACUUCCUGUGGUUCGUGGGCAUGGAUCUGGUGCAGGUGUUUCACUGCCACUUCAAUAGCAACUUCUUCCCCCUCUUCCUGGAGCACCUGCUGUCGGACCACAUCUCUUUGUCCACUGGCUCCUUCCUGUUGGGCAUCUCCUAUGUUGCUCCUCAUCUGAACAACCUCUACUUCCUGCCCUUGUGCCGGCGCUGGGGCGUCUAUGCUGUGGUGCGGGGGCUCUUCUUGCUGAAGCUGGGUCUUAGCCUGCUCAUGCUGCUAGCUGGCCCGGAUCACCCAGGCCUGCUUUGCUUCUUCAUUGCCAGUAACCGUGUCUUCACGGAGGGCACCUGUAAGCUGCUGACACUGGUGGUCACGGACCUGGUAGAUGAGGACCUGGUGCUGAAUCACCGCAAACAGGCAGCCUCAGCGCUCCUCUUUGGCAUGGUUGCCUUGGUGACCAAGCCAGGCCAGACCUUUGCCCCGCUGCUGGGCACCUGGCUUCUCUGCUUCUACACAGGUCAUGACCUCUUCCAGCAGCCUCCAGUGAUCUCUGUGGGCAGCACCCAGCCUUGGCCAGAGCCGCCAGCUCCUGCCCCAGCGCAGGCCCCAACACUGCGCCAGGGCUGCUUCUACCUGCUGGUGCUGGUGCCCAUCACCUGUGCGCUCCUUCAGCUCCUCACCUGGUCCCAGUUCACGCUGCAUGGGCGGCGCCUGCACAUGGUCAAGGCCCAGCGCCAGAGCCUGGCACAGGUCCAAACUCUGGACAUUAAGACCGUGUGAGCAGCGUGGUGAGGCCACCCUGCUGGGGACACUGCCCAGCCCUUCUCUUGAUGGUGGAUGGGUGCUCCUGGAGCAGAGCUAGGAAUAUCACUGAGGCCUGCCUGGCUUCGAUAGCCCAGGGUCGGGUGGUCUGUGCUCAGGGACUUACCCUUCCUGAGUGGCAGAACAAAAUGGCCAUCAACAGGGAUGGGGCUGAGUGAGGCACCCAUGAGGCUGCACCCUUUGGCUGGGUCCUAAAGCCUGUGCCACUGCAUGUUGUGUUGGCCACUCUGGUGGCCUCAGGAGCCACUUCUGGUACUGCAACUGCUCCCUUUGCCUGGUCAGGGGCAGCUGUGUCACCCACUGUCUCCAUCCUUCCAGCAGGCUCUCAGAUGUCCCUUGCCCUUGCGCCUCUAAAAAGGCACUUUUCUUACAGAGUGAUUAAAGCCAGUCGUUCCUAGCUCUCAGGUCUGUGCUGUGUGAGUAGUAGGCUAGUAAACAAGGUUCCUCACUGAGAGCUGGGUGUGGUGGCACAGCCUUCUAGCUCCAGCACUCAGAGGCUGAGGCAGGAAGACUGCUGCAAGUUGGAGGCCAGCCUGGACUACACAUACUAACAUGUCUCAGAAAAACAAACAGAAAGCAUUCCUCUCUGAGCAGGAGUACCCUGCGAGCAGUUUUCUAGAGUGGUGGUCCCUGGUGUCAAAAACUGAAGUACCAGGAUAGGAAUGCAGGCUUCUGGGUGUGCAGGUGGCACUCAGGCCUGAAACCUACUGCACAGUGUGUUCCCCACACGGCUGCUAGACAGUCAUUGAAGAGGACCCUUGUGAAGUCACAGGCUCCCAGGGCAGGACCCCCAGAGCACUUCCGGAGGAGUUGUUCCCCUAGAUUCAAGCUUACUGAGUAGGGGGUGUAGCCUGAACACUGGAGUCUUGAAAACCAGCGUGCGUAGCCUAAGUGUCUCAGCCCAGCCCUAGAGCACUGUGGGCAGAGAACCCUGUGAUGUUUAACAGUGUUUUGUGACAUUGUCUCACUGUGUAGCCCAGGGUGGCCUUGAUCCUGCAGUGAUCCUCCUACCCCACCUCCCCAAGUGCUGGAAUUAAACGGAUGCAGUACCA